Messenger RNA from Cicer arietinum (chickpea), 1967 nucleotides. RefSeq names its product 2-hydroxyisoflavanone synthase-like. The record is from RefSeq and is a predicted model, not a curated record. NCBI's taxonomy places the organism in Eukaryota, Viridiplantae, Streptophyta, Magnoliopsida, Fabales, Fabaceae. Gene Ontology annotation, molecular function: oxidoreductase activity, acting on paired donors, with incorporation or reduction of molecular oxygen; heme binding; monooxygenase activity.
GCCAUAUAGAAAAUCUAGUCCAAAGAUGGGGCUUAUAAAAGGGAAUAAUAGCAAAGCUUUUCUCUCAGCCAAAACAUAAAUCCUAUUUGACUUAAACUCAUCAUAGUAACAACUGUUGUUUCUACUUAUUAGUUGACUCAACAAGUUAAUUACACUAUCAAAUAAGCAAUACCAUGUUGGUGGAACUUGCAAUCACUUUAUUGCUUAUUGCUCUGUUUUUACACUUGCGACCAACACCAACAGCUAAAUCAAAAGCUCUUCGACACCUUCCCAAUCCACCAAGUCCCAAACCUCGUCUUCCUUUUGUUGGUCACCUUUACCUUCUGGAUAACCCUCUUCUUCACUACUCUCUCAUUCGUCUGGGAGAACGUUACGGGCCUUUGUAUUCUCUCUACUUUGGUUCCAUGCCUACUGUUGUUGCCUCCACCCCUGAACUAUUCAAACUCUUCCUUCAAACACAUGAAGUUGUUUCCUUCAACACAAGGUUCCAAACCUCUGCCAUUAGACGACUCACUUAUGAUAACUCUGUUGCUAUGGUUCCCUUUGGACCUUACUGGAAGUUUAUUAGGAAACUUAUCAUGAAUGAUCUUCUUAAUGCUACCACCAUCAACAAGUUGAGACCCUUGAGGAGCCAAGAAAUUCAUGAAGUUAUUAAUGUUAUGGCUCAUAGUGCUAAAACUCAAGAGCCACUUAAUGUGACAGAGGAACUUUUGAAAUGGACAAAUAGCACUAUUUCUAGGAUGAUGUUGGGUGAGGCUGAAGAAAUUAGAGAUAUUGCUCGUGAUGUUCUUAAGAUUUUUGGAGAGUAUAGUCUUACUGACUUUAUUUGGCCUUUGAAGAAGCUUAAAGUUGGGAAAUAUGAAAAGAGAAUUGAUGAAAUUUUUAAUAAGUAUGAUCCUAUCAUUGAAAAGGUCAUCAAAAAACGACAAGAGAUUAGGAAAAAAAGAAAGGAGAGAAAUGGAGAACUUGAAGAGGGGGAGGAGAGUGUAGUUUUUCUGGAUACUUUGCUUCAAUAUGCUGAGGAUGAGACCAUGGAAAUCAAAAUAACCAAGGAACAAAUCAAGGGUCUUGUUGUGGACUUCUUCUCUGCAGGGACAGACUCGACUGCUGUGGCGACAGAUUGGUGUUUAUCAGAGCUGAUCAACAACCCAAGGGUGAUGAAGAAAGCUCGAGAGGAGGUUGACUCUGUUGUUGGAAAAGAUAGACUCAUUGAUGAAUCAGAUAUUCAAAAUCUUCCUUACAUUAGAGCCAUUGUGAAAGAGACAUUCCGCAUGCACCCACCACUACCUGUGGUCAAGAGAAAAUGUACGCAAGAAUGUGAGAUCAAUGGGUAUGUGAUCCCAGAGGGAGCAUUGAUACUUUUUAAUGUUUGGGCAGUAGGAAGAGAUCAGAAAUAUUGGGAAAGGCCAUUGGAAUUUCGUCCUGAGAGGUUCUUAGAAAAUGCAGGUUCAAUUGAUCUUAGGGGUCAGCAUUUCCAACUUCUACCAUUUGGGUCUGGAAGGAGAAUGUGCCCUGGAGUCAAUUUGGCUACUGCUGGAAUGGCCACACUUCUUGCAUCUGUUAUCCAGUGCUUUGAUCUCCAGGUACUCGGGCCACAUGGACAAAUACUGAAAGGGGAUGAUGCUAAGGUUAGCAUGGAAGAAAGACCAGGUCUCACUGUUCCAAGGGCACAUAAUCUCAUGUGCGUUCCACUUGAAAGACCCGGUGUCGCUGCUAAACUUCUUUCCUUCUAAAACAUACUGAACAACACAGAAUGUUGCAGUGGUGAAUCUUUGCCACAUGGGUUCAAAGACAUACAUAUAUUAUACAUAUUAUGUCAACUAGUCUCUCUUUGGUAGUAUAAUAGUAUAUGUAAUUUUCUUCCUUUCCUGUUGUUUUAAUCACAAAACAAGUGUUGUAACUGCAUACAAAAUUUAUAAAUUUUAUUGGCAUAUCCAUUAAUAUUAAUAUUAUUGCACUAUUUUCUU